Molecule: messenger RNA, 2098 nt
Organism: Pungitius pungitius (ninespine stickleback)
Lineage: Eukaryota; Metazoa; Chordata; Actinopteri; Perciformes; Gasterosteidae
Gene: bbs12
Product: Bardet-Biedl syndrome 12
Exons: 2
Coding region: 74-2098 (674 amino acids)
Biological process (GO): photoreceptor cell maintenance; chaperone-mediated protein complex assembly
Molecular function (GO): ATP binding
Source: RefSeq, a predicted model, not a curated record
UGAGCGGGCCAUAACUGUGUGUGCCAAUGGCUGAGAUCGUUUCUUGUUGCCCAGCAACCAGCAAAUAUAGCGCAUGCGCAGUCUUGAAUCGCUUGUGCAGAGGCAGCUGGACAGUGGGAAUCGCAAACUAUACUGUAAAACAUUGAUUAAGGCUACUCAAGCAAUGCUGGCGAGUACGAUAAUAAACCACCGGCAGCAUGUUGGACUGCAGAAGCUCUCGGCCCUGGCAGGAAUCACACAUUCCUCUUUGGGCCCCAACAAAAUGUACAAGUUUAUCCGAGAUGAAACGAGCGGGGAGUCGGCUCUGGCGUGCUCGUGCUUUCGCCUCUUGGAGAACUUGGAGCUGACCUGCGGGGUGGCUCAACUGGUCUACGAGACCGUUCGAGCCCACCACAAGGUCUAUGGCACCGGGUCGGGAUGCCUGCUGUUCCUCGCGGGGGCGUGGAGCCGCGCCGCCACCGAGUGCCUGCAGAGAGGAGUUCCGGUGGCGCGCAUUGUCUCGGCGAUGUCCGAGGGGAUGGAUGUGUGCUUGGACGUUUGCGGGAAAUGCGGCGUCUCCACCGCGAGCCUCGGUGCGGCGCCGGCAGAGAGCUGCGCCGCAACCUCUCUGGGUUCGGGACUCCACCCCUUGACGAAACCCACCGCGGAGGCCUCACAAGCGUCGUGCCACCUGCGAGGGACAAGACAGGCUGCCGACAAGACUCUAAAUGCCAGUGGACAAAGGAAAAUAAAACUCAGCAGACAUUUUUAUGAGACCAAGACUGAAGACGUCUCCACGGUUAUGCAACCUCCUCGGGCCAAGCCUGCUGACGUCGCUCUCGUCGCUGCGGGAUUGAGUCACGGUUGUGACGAAGCAAUGAAUUUAGUCUUCGCAGCCAGCCGCUUACAAUCCAAAACGAAACGACAAGAUGUCAGCUGUUCUACCUUCGACGUUUCUAAAGUGGCCACUUGUGUGCUGCCUGGUUUGCCAGAGGAGCAUGCGUGUGUUUUACGGGGCUGCGUCGUUCUUGUGUCUGAUGAACAGGCCUCGGUUGCCCAUCAUUUAAAAGAACAACACUUAAAAGUUGCUCUCAUUAAUGGAGAUUUAUCCGAUACAUAUCGCCAUCUCGGCUUCAAAAGGCUAAAGGGUGUGCAGAGUGUGGGCGACCGGUCGCACUUUUCGAGUUCAAACAAAGAAGAAGAGUGGACGGAAAAAGUGUCGAGACUUCUGUUGAACCUAGAAGUGAAGCUGAUAGUCGUCAGUGGGACCGCGGGUGAGAAAGUGAUUCAGCGCUGUUGCAGACUCCACAUUCUUGUGGUGGAAAAAGCGAAUGUUUCAGUUUUGAAGGCUCUGGCUGAUGCAAGUGGCGCGGUUCCGGUGACCUACGCCACACAGUUGAGUAAGCGCUGCGUUGGAUCCGGGGUGAAGGUCGCGAUCUGGGGCGACAGCCGUCAGACGAAGCCCUCGACGGCUGUGAACAUUUCCACCGCGGAGGAGAGCGGCGGGUUGGUGACCGCCGUCCUCACGAGUUGUGUGCAGAGCAAGCUGCAGGCCCUGGAGGACCAGUUUUGGGCGUGUGCGUAUCGCCUGCACCACGCGCUGACAGACAGCGUCCUCCUGCCUGGUGCCGGAGCCACAGAAAUGCUUUGCGUUCAUCACCUGCGAGGGCAAGCGGAGCAACGGCACGGCGCCGGGACGAGUGGGGGCGGCGUCCAGCGGACCAGAGCGGGGAGAGCAGGCGACCCUUACAGGGGUUUAGUGAUGAGCCUCAUGGCGGAGGGGUUAAUAGAUUACGUAUCCACUGUAAUGGUUAACACGGGGGGGGUUUCAAAAGUCCGAGCCAGGACCGCUGUGGGCCAACGACUGAAGGACUCUACGGAGGAUCAAGGUGUACAAGCAAAACUCUCACAGCUCUCUUUUGCAGGCGAACAAGAGGAUGGUUCCCUGAGAUCUAGUGACGCGCCAGCAGCACAGGUCUAUGACGUUGUGAGUGUGAAGCAGGAAGCAUGGAGGAGGGCCUUGGACCUGGUUCUCCUCGUCUUGCAGACGGACGCGGAGAUCAUCACAGGCGUCGGCCCGAAACAUGAUGCUGCGCACGGAGACAUGAUGCUGUUGUGA